Molecule: messenger RNA, 1284 nt
Organism: Prunus armeniaca (apricot)
Lineage: Eukaryota; Viridiplantae; Streptophyta; Magnoliopsida; Rosales; Rosaceae
Source: the annotation of a GenBank genome assembly
AUGGGGAGCCGAAUCCCAUCGCACCAGCUCAGCAACGGGCUGGUGGUGUCGGGUCGACCCGAGCAGCAGCUCAAGGAGCGCCAGCCCACAAUGGCGUCACGCGCCGUCCCCUACACCGGCGGUGACGUUAAAAAGUCCGGGGAGCUCGGCAAAAUGUUCGAUAUCCCAAUCGCCGAUCAUCCUCCUCAUCUCCCAUCCAACGGUCCUCCUCCUUCCAAGCUCUCUGGCUCACGUCCUUCCUCCUCUUCCCAACAUAACAGCGGAUCCGUUCGAUCGGGACCCAACUCCGGCCAGAUUUCCAAGAAAUCCUCCGGGCCCUUGACGCCCCAGCUCCAGCCCACGGGUCUGAUUACUUCUGGGCCAUUGGGCUCGGGCCCACUAGGUUCCGGACCGAGGAGGUCCUCCGGCCAGCUAGAGCACACCGGGUCGAUGAGCAAGGUGGUGUACGGGUCGGCCGUGACGACCUUGAGCGAGGAGGUGAAGGUGGAGUUUCGAGUAUCGAAGGCGGCAGUGUGGGUGUUCAUGGUGGUGGUGGUGAUGGGGUUGCUGGUGGGUGGGUUUCUGAUGGUGGCCGUCAAGAAGUGGGUGAUUUUGGUGGCGGUUGCGCUCUUUUUGGUGCCCGUGGUGGUGGUGAUUGUGUGGAAUUACGCCUGGGGGAGAAGAGGGUUGCUAGGGUUUGUGAGGAGGUACCCUGAUGCUGAGCUUAGAGGUGCCAUUGACGGACAGUACGUCAAGGUCACCGGGGUUGUUACCUGUGGCAGUAUUCCUUUGGAAUCGUCCUACCAAAGGGUACCUAGGUGUGUAUAUGUUUCUACAGAGUUGUGCAAAUCUAAAGGAUGCAGCGGCAAGUCGGAAAGUAAAAAAUCUAGACAUUCAGAGAAAUAUGUGGCUGAUUUUUACAUAUCAGACUUCCAAUCUGGGUUAAGAGCGUUAGUGAAAGCUGGCUAUGGGGCCAAGGUUGCCCCAUUCGUAAAACCAGCCACUGUAGUGGAUGUCACAAAGGAAAACAAAGAGUUAUCUCCAAGUUUUUUGCGGUGGCUUGCUGAGCGCAACCUCUCUACUGAUGACCGCAUAAUGCGCCUCAAAGAAGGGUAUAUUAAAGAGGGAAGCACCGUAAGUGUGAUGGGGGUUGUAAGGCGCCACGAUAACGUGGUCAUGAUUGUUCCUCCAACAGAGCCUGUUUCAACAGGCUUUCAAUGGUUACGCUGCCUUCUCCCAACCUAUGUUGAAGGCCUCAUUCUGACAUGUGAUGAUAAUCAGAAUGCUGAUGUGGUUCCUGUGUAG